This is a messenger RNA of Puntigrus tetrazona (Sumatra barb), 6184 nucleotides long. RefSeq names its product kelch-like family member 4 (gene klhl4). The record is from RefSeq and is a predicted model, not a curated record. Gene Ontology annotation, molecular function: protein binding. Bases 2379 to 4517 code for a protein of 712 amino acids. NCBI's taxonomy places the organism in Eukaryota, Metazoa, Chordata, Actinopteri, Cypriniformes, Cyprinidae. The transcript has 12 exons.
UUUUAAAUGACUCUUUUAGUAUGCUACUGACAUUACAAGGAAUCGAGUGGAUUCGGGUGAAUGGAUUUUAUCUUUGAACAUGUUUGAUUCUGAGAAUUUCCAUCUUGUGCUGUUUUAUAUACAUAAAUUCCAUAAUUUUAGCGUAUCGAUUUCCUUGGUAGUUCCUGGCUUGUCUAAUUUUAAGAGGGGAAAUAUUAUAGAAUUUAUUAGAAGUUAACUCUUUUUUUUCCUAUUUGUAUGCUUGGCAUCACACAAUUUUUGCUCCUGGCUGUUGUGACAGGAGGAAACGUUACAUGUACUGCAGUUAUACUGUUCAAAAAAUUUAAUAAAGGAGUCAAAUCUGCAUUAAUAUCGGAAAAUAACCAGUACGUUAAGAGCUAGUGGGUUUGGAGUGUUGUUCCUUCAUCAGCGCUCCUUGUUGUAGAAUUAUGAUUAUUUAUGUGUUAUGCAGGUAGGAAGAAUCUCUCUUUAUCUGGUAGGGCAGAUGUUUGUGAAUAAUACAGUGAGCAGCAGUCUAAGCUGACAUCUCUUGUAUCAAAGAGACUUAAACAGAUGGUGUCCUUGACUCCUACAGGAAUAAGAGGCUAGACUGUGCAUUUAUUUCAGUUCAUACUGGUGUGUACUGGUUCUGCACCAAAAUAAUUACCUAUGUAUGUCUAAUGCAUUAAAAUCCAUUUCAGGGAGAAUAUGACCUUUGGAUACUUAGGGCUCUUUAAGGGCAGAAUGGACAGAAUGUAAUAGCUAAUGUGUUAAAAGAACAGACAUAAAAUGUUGCAUGUACCAGAUGACAGAUGUCUUGCUUUUUUUUCUAUUCGGAGCAACUAGCAAUGGCUUCAUUUGACAAAUUUGUUGUAGUAUCUUGUGCAUUUCGCAGAUUCACUUGUGAAUUUUGUACCAUUAUACAAAUAAAUGCACAUAUAUAAUAACAUACUAGACAUCUUGUGAACAGGUGAACAGGGCACGGAAUAUUUCGCAUUAGGUUUAAAUAUUCUUAUAAUAAAGUUUCAAAACAAUAAGCAAACUGUCUAUCUAAAUAAUAAUAAUAAAACAAUAAAUAAAUUAAUAUGGCAGCCAACAUGUGAAGUUGCCUUAAGACAAGAACAGGUGUUGUGUUGUUUUGGUUUUAGGUUUGAUAAAAGGUUGAUAUAUAUUGAAAAUAUAUUGUAAUGAAACUUGAUGCUAGGCAAAUAGAAAAUAAAUAAAUAUAUACAUUUACUGGUUUGAUGCAUAUAAACCUUAAAACAAGACCCAUAGCUCUCUCUUUUAGUUUUUAUUUUAAUGUUUUCAUUUGCAACCAUUUGGAAUAAAGCAAAGGGAACUCCUCACAAUAACAGGUAUAAUAUGAAAGGAUGAUAGGAUAGUAUCCAUAUUUUCAGCCUAGCGAAAGAACAGCCAACUGAAUGCAAUGCACAUGAAUAAAUCAUUAUCAGUAUCAGUAUAAGACUGGAAAAUCUUGGUUUAAAAACAGCAUACAUUGCAGAGCAUCUAGAACAGUCUAUACGAUAAACACAACCUCUAAGCCAGAAAAAAAAACCCCACGACAUCCCAACAUCAACAAAUUUGUAUUUGUUUCCUUAUAUGCAGUUUAAGGGGGAUUUUUUCUCUUUGCAUUAAAAAUAAUUAUAGUAUAAAAUGAUUAUUGUUACCAUAGAUAGUAUGCAUUUCUCGUAAGUUGCUGUAUUCAGAGAUCAAAGAAUGCUUUGGGUAUACCAAUAAAAGAUGUAUGCAAGCACACAGUUACAUACUUGAGAUGAAAUACUAACUGGUGAAGUCAAAACAGUGAAACACUUUGGUGUUUAUCUGUCACUACUGCUUGAGACAGACAGGGAGAGAAUAUUUUUCUGCAUGGUUUCCUUCGCUGAGAGCCUGAGACCGUCUCCCUCGGGAUCCCAUCAGAUGGGGGGACUGUGCGAGGAGACAUGUCUAUGUGCAUGCGUGAGGAGCGAGAGAGAGCUAGAGCGAGGGAAAGAGCAUGUGUGUGCACACAGAAAGGAAAGGGGCAGAGUGUGAGUGCGAGCGCAGAUGAUGCUGCUCGUGGAAGGAGAUGCUGCUGGUUUUGGCUUUCUUUCCUGUGCUACGAGAUUUUCCCCACUAAGGUUUGACCUCUGCGUCCUGUCAGUUUGGCACCUCGGCUUCCCGGAGAGACACAGAACGACAAAGGGAAGGGAGGAGGGUGGUACAGGCAGAGGAUAUCAUGUGUGCGCUAUAACUAAGGACAAGGAGCAGACAGAGUUGGAGAAGAGGGGAAAUAAGACACGAGGAAGAAGCUGCAGACGCCAGACCAGGCAACAAAGACAAAAGAGGUGAAGCCUCUCAAGCCGAGACUCAGCCUCGAUAUUCCUCGGAUUCCAUGUGCCACUGGCAUCGAGUCAAAUAGCAUGUCUGUGUCUGGAAAAAAGGAGUUUGACGUGAAGCAGAUCCUCAGGCUCCGCUGGCGCUGGUUCAGCCACAGCACUCAGACCUCGGCUGGGAACGGGGGCUACAUCCAACAGGAAGGUUUCGACCAACGGGGAACACCGGUCCGGCUAAAGAGUCACUCCCGGGACAGAGGAGGUUUCCGCAAGAAUAACAGCCCCGUGCACAGCAUUCUGGCACCGAACCCUGGACCCACGCCUGUUUAUGUCAGGCCAGGCGAUCAAUCAUGGCACCAGCAAAACAUCAUCCAGCACCUCCAAGCCAGCGAGGAGCUUCCCAAGAGCAACUCACCUUGCAGUGCCAGGAAAGAGGAGGCGAAGAGCAGCCAUGAGGAUGUGAAGAGCAAUCCGGAGGAUCCCUGUGAGGAGGAAGCCACAGACAGGUUGGCUUUGAGCAGUUUCUCUAGGAUGAGCUCCAACUGCUCAGAUGAGUUUUUCCAGGCCACAAACCAUGCGGAACAGACCUUUCGAAAGAUGGAGACCUAUCUUCAGCACAAGCAGCUGUGUGAUGUGCUUUUGAUAGCUGGGGAUCACAAGAUCCCCGCGCACAGGCUUGUCCUGAGCGCAGUUUCAGACUACUUUGCUGCCAUGUUCACCAAUGAUGUGAGGGAGGCAAAACAAGAGGAAAUUAAAAUGGAGGGUGUCGAUCCCGAGGCGUUGCGAACGCUGGUUCAUUUUGCAUACACUGGAGUCCUGGAGCUAAAAGAAGAGACAAUUGAAAGUCUUUUAGCUGCCGCUUGUCUCCUCCAGCUCUCACAAGUUAUUCAGGUCUGCUGUAACUUUCUGAUGAAACAACUGCACCCAUCCAACUGCCUGGGGAUCCGUUCGUUUGCUGACGCUCAGGGAUGCAUGGAUCUUUUGAACGUCGCUCACAACUACACCAUGGAACACUUUCUCGAGGUAAUUCAGAAUCAGGAGUUCCUCUUGCUGCCCACAGCGGAAAUCAUCAAGCUUUUGUCCAGUGAUGACAUCAAUGUUCCAGAUGAAGAAACGAUUUUCCAAGCACUGAUGAUGUGGGUUCGAUACGAUGUGCAGCACCGGCAACAGGAUCUAGGAGUGCUGCUGGCGUACAUUCGACUUCCCCUUUUACCACCACAGCUUCUUGCUGAUCUGGAAAACAAUAAGAUGUUUUCAGAAGACCUGGAAUGCCAGAAGCUCCUGAUGGAAGCCAUGAAGUACCAUCUUUUGCCAGAGCGCCGUCCCAUGCUACAGAGCCCAAGAACCAAACCACGCAAAUCCACUGUUGGCUCGCUCUAUGCUGUUGGACAGGGGUCUACAACAAUAGAGAAAUACGACCUUCGCACAAACAGAUGGAUCCAAGUUGGUAGCAUGAAUGGCCGAAGACUUCAGUUCGGGGUGGCCGUGAUCGAUAACAAGCUCUACGUGGUUGGAGGAAGGGAUGGACUCAAGACGUCUAACAUGGUGGAGUGCUACAACCCGAUCACUAAAGUGUGGUCCACAAUGCCUCCGAUGUCAACCCACAGACACGGAUUAGGGAUUGCUGUGCUAGAGGGGCCUAUGUAUGCAGUGGGAGGCCAUGACGGAUGGAGCUAUUUGAACACCGUAGAAAGGUGGGACCCCCAGGCGAGGCAGUGGAAUUAUGUGGCCAGUAUGUCCACACCGCGCAGCACCGUCGGAGUCACUGCUCUCAACGGAAAGUUGUUUGCUGUCGGCGGUCGUGAUGGAAGCUCGUGCCUGCGAUCGAUGGAAUGUUUCGAUCCUCACACCAAUAAAUGGAGUAUGUGUGCGCCCAUGUCAAAGAGGAGAGGAGGAGUGGGCGUGGCCACAUAUAACAGUUUCCUGUAUGCAGUCGGAGGACAUGAUGCACCAGCUUCAAACCAUUGUUCACGUCUCUCUGACUGUGUGGAGAGGUAUGACCCCAAAACAGACACGUGGACCACAGUGUCCUCUCUGAGCGUCCCGCGGGAUGCAGUGGGAGUGUGUCUGCUGGGAGACAGGUUAUAUGCGGUCGGAGGAUAUGACGGCCAGACCUACUUAAACAGCGUCGAGUCCUAUGAUGCUCAGAACAAUGAAUGGACCGAGGAGGUCCCUCUAAACAUCGGGAGGGCGGGGGCAUGCGUGGUGGUCGUCAAACUGCCUUGAAGCCUCAGAGUCCCCGAACUGUGACCUCAAGAAGAGGCCUGCGAUGUCAACUCUUUGAAUGCUCUUUUCACAUCAUACACAAAGCUAUCGUCGACACCGGAUUCAUCUCGACAGAUUUGUUUUCGCUCCGAUAUUCAGCACUAUUACAGACUGGGAUAAAAGGGAAAAAAAAAAUAAGGCUUCUAAGAUUUUACUAGAUUAUAUAAGACAUUUUAUAUUAAAAGAGUACUUUUGAAAAUGUAUUCAGGCAGAGUUUGAGUUUUACAUUUACAUUUAGUUAGCCUCAUCUCAUGUCUUUUAACUAUAUAAAAAUCUAUUGUAAUUUUAAAGACAACGGCAUACUUGUUUACUUGUGCAAUUUUGUGGAAAAUGUAUUUUGAUCUUAGAUAAAGGAUUUUAAAAGACCACUGUGAAUACUUCCAGCUGUACGCUUGCAACAAAACACUCUGGCUUACCCAAAAUGUUUGUGGACACACACACACACACACACGCUCAUGAAGUUCUCGUAUGAAUAAAUUGUUUUUGGUCUGAGUCUAGGUUCAGCACGAAAUGACUUAAAGCAACUGUAACUGAAGUAGAAAAAAAGAAAAACGUAAAAUUACCAAAGUAAUUAGCACGUAUCGGUAAGUCAUUAUUAAAAUGGUAAUAAGGUUUACAGUAGAAAAUAUACUGUUAUAUCAUAUUGAUAUUUCACCUUUAUGUAAAGGUUUUGUAAUUUGUAUUGUAUAUAGUCCCUGGUUCUGUGUAAUUUAUUCUCAUACUGUACUGGCAUGCUACUUCUAUGUUUGAAUGCCAUUAUUAAAUAUUUUAAAGACCCUGUGAAAUCAUCUGGAAUCAGAAUACAGUUCUGUGUUGACGAAUGACAUGAAUCAGAAGUUGGGGUGGGAUACAUCAACGGCUUUCAUAUCAGUAGGCUUGUGUUUUAAAUUUUCAUUGCUGUGACAAAACUAAAGUCUAUAACGGAGCUCCAUGAUCGUUUAUUGUUCUCCAGUGAUUCUGAACAGACGGCUAAUUUUGAAUGACUGAUUUAAUGACGUUCACUACUUCCUUUAUUAAACUGAACGAACGAUUGAAUGAGCGAUUCAACGCUAAUACAUUUUUAAACAGUCGCCACCUACUGGUGUAUCGAUGUAAUGGCGUAGUCUUUAAGAUCGUGAACUCUGUUGAACGUUAGACGGUGUUUAUAUCCCAAAAAACGAACCCUUAUUCCAGUUCUUCUGUGAUAAGAAAGCUUGUAACAGGAAAAAAAUGAUACUGUAUGCAUGAAAAGACUCGUAACCGCUCUCUCUGGGUCUGAGAAACGAGAUCACAAUAAUUGAAUGAUUAAUUGUGCAGCUCUGCUAAAAGAUCUUCUUUCGUUUACAAGUGCUCCAACAUACAAAGGAGUCGAUUUCGCAGGGUCUUUAACCACGAUGUCAAAGUCGGUCAUUAAAACUGUUCUCUGAAUUGCUUUGUGAUGUACUGAUAUCCGUUUGUUUUUUGACUGCCAUAAACAUGUUUUAUUAAAGAACCUCGUUAAACGUUUGACUUAACUGGAAUGUAACCUGCUGAUCAAGAAUGACUUUACUAUAGCGUGACACAUUUGUAAUACAGAAAUGCUUUCAUUGAUUUUUUUCAUUGUUUUAUAUGGCAUGCUGAAGAAACUUAGAAAUAAAAAGUUAUUCUUU